Molecule: messenger RNA, 2682 nt
Organism: Nerophis lumbriciformis (worm pipefish)
Lineage: Eukaryota; Metazoa; Chordata; Actinopteri; Syngnathiformes; Syngnathidae
Source: RefSeq, a predicted model, not a curated record
AUGUGGAAAUAUUGCUUCCAAACUCCCAAAGAUGCUCCCAUUCUUGAUGAUCAGGACCCUCCUGGGGUCAAAGGCCAAGAAGUUCAUGAUCGUGCGAACUGGACCAACAAGACAGAAUAUGUGCUCUCCAUGAUGGGUUACGCUGUUGGUUUGGGAAAUAUUUGGAGGUUUCCAUACUUAACUUAUAAGAACGGAGGAGGAGCCUUUGUCAUUGCCUAUUUGAUCACGCUGCUUUUGUGCGGCAUUCCUCUUUACUUCCUGGAAAGUGCCAUCGGUCAGUUCUGCAGCCAAGGCCCGGUCAACGUGUGGCGAGCGGUGCCGCUACUUCAGGGUGUGGGCGUUGGAAUGAUCUUGUUCAGCACCCUCCUGUCGAUAUACUACAACGUCAUAGUGGCCUAUGGGUUGUUCUACUUUUUCAGCUCCUUCCAGUCUCCUCUGCCGUGGUCCGGGUGCUUCAGUUGGGCGGACAAAAACUGCAGCGACAAGCCUUUAGUCUACUGCAACCUAAGUGGUGUUGUCAUGGCCAACUGGACUCAGGAGAACAUAAGUUGUCCUUCAUCCAGCAAGAUAAGAGUUCCAGUGCAGAGUCCCAGUGAGCAGUACUGGGAUCAUGUGACUCUACAGAGAUCCACGAGUAUCGAGGAGACCGGUCCAGUCCUUUGGCACUUGGCUCUCUGUUUGCUGCUCAGCGCUAUCCUAGUUGCUGCAGCGCUUAUCAAAGGCAUCAAGUCGUCGGGAAAAGUUGUGUAUUUCACCACUACGUUCCCAUUCGUGGCACUCGUGAUCCUGCUGAUCAGGGGGGUGACACUGGAGGGAGCCAGAGGUGGGAUAGAGUUCUAUGUUGGUGGUCGGUCCAACCUCACUAAGUUGAAAGAGGCUGCGGUUUGGACCGACGCAGCCACUCAGACUGUGUUUUCACUCUCCAUUGCAAGUGGAGGACUGGUGACUCUGGCUUCCUACGGACAUUUCUACAACAACAUGUUCCGUGACACCAUCGUCAUAUGCAUCGUUAACCACGGGACGAGCAUUAUAGCGGGCUUCUCCAUCUUUUCCAUUUUGGGUCACAUGUCCCACAUCUACAGCGUCCCCAUCGGAGAUGUGGUGAAAGACGGAUUUGGACUGGCAUUCAUUGCCUACCCAGAAGCCCUCAACAAGCUCCCCGUCUCCACACUUUGGUCGGUCGUCUUCUUUUUAAUGAUCUUUGUUGUCGGCCUGGACUCGCAAUUCACACAUAUAGAGGUGAUCUCCACCAGCUUGAUGGAUGCCUUCCCCAAGGUCUUCAAGUCCAAGCGGGCCUAUGUCAGUGUAGGAUUGGCCUGUUUGGGUUUCCUCUUGGGCUUGCCUUUAGUCACAAAGGCAGGAAUAUACUGGGUAACACUAAUGGAUUCCUUUGGUACCAGCUGGGUAAUAAUCAUUUUGGCUCUGAUGGAGAACAUUGGCUUCUGCUUUAUAUACGGAGGGAGUCGAUUAAUCGAGGACAUUGAGAUGAUGAUCGGUAAAAAGAGCUGCUGGUUCUGGCUGUGGUGGAAAGCAUGUUGGUUCUUCAUCAGCCCGUGUGUGCUGGGGGUCAUCCUGGUGUGGUCUCUGAAGACCUUCAGGCCGUUGAGCUACGGCGGGGCGCAGCUUCCAUCUUGGGCCGUGGCUCUUGGCUCAUGCAUCGCCGCGCUGCCGCUCAUACCGAUGCCUGUCAUGGCUGCCAUCAAGCUGGUCGGAGCAGAAGGAAACCUCUGGAAGCGUCUGAAGUCUAUGUGCUCGCCUUCCGAGGAGUGGCAUCCCUUUCUGGACGUCCAUCGAGGGGAACGCUACUCAGAAGAACGUUGCAGGACAAAAGAUGCUCCACAAAUAUUACUGCAGUCCAAUGGAAGCUUAGGUAGAGCAGGAGGAAAGGAGGAAGAAGAACGGGAUGGUGAUGAGCCUCAAGAAGUGAACCCAGUUGCACCCCCAAGCGACCCAAGAAUAGAGUCAAGUCAAAGGGCCAAGAACCUGAAGAACCCACUCCAAAGGAACAAGAUCAAUGGGCCAAAGGCCAACGAGACCGAGGAGUGGAGAAGGUUGGAUGAACAUCUCAGUGGCCUGCUGCAAAAUGCGCUGCGCGGGUCAGUGGUAGCCAAGUUAAACCUGUUCGGGGAAAUACUCUAUGAAGAAUGCAGCAACAGGUAUGGCGAGGUGACCAUCAGAGAGACCACAAUAAAACCAAAGAGCAGAAGAGAGAAAGAGAUUGAUGACCUGGUGGCAAACAGAAGGCAACUCCGCAAGGUUUGGAGGAAGGCAGAGGAGUCUGAGAAGGAGGGCCUGAAAGCUCUCUGGGAUGAGAUCAAAAGACGCCUCACUAACCUCCCGAGGGCAGAACGUAUCAGAAGACGGAGAAAAAGGAAGGAGAAGGAAAGGUCAAGAUUCUUCAGGAAUCCAUUCCGGCAUGCACGCGGGCUCCUUGAGGAGAAGACUAGUGGAACCCUGGAUAUCUCCAAAGAAGAACUGGAGGAGCACAUCCGCGCUCAGUACAGUGACCCAGCAAGGAACAACCCCAUAGGCUCCCCAGGGUAUGUGCCCAGACCCGCAGAACCAUCAGCCCUGUUUGAUACAUCACCACCCAAGCUCAGCAAGCGCCUGUUGCUGGCGGGAAGUGGUAUGUACGGUUACCUGCGGGAAGUGCUCAGAACUGUGACGCCUUCCAACUGGUAA